This is a messenger RNA of Mycena indigotica, 600 nucleotides long. RefSeq names its product Zn(2)-C6 fungal-type domain-containing protein. Gene Ontology annotation, molecular function: RNA polymerase II transcription regulatory region sequence-specific DNA binding; DNA-binding transcription factor activity, RNA polymerase II-specific; zinc ion binding. Gene Ontology annotation, biological process: cellular response to starvation; regulation of DNA-templated transcription. Bases 1 to 600 code for a protein of 199 amino acids. The transcript is spliced from 5 exons. The record is from RefSeq and is a predicted model, not a curated record. Gene Ontology annotation, cellular component: nucleus. Lineage: Eukaryota; Fungi; Basidiomycota; Agaricomycetes; Agaricales; Mycenaceae.
AUGGCUCGCAUUGAGGAAGGUUCGUCGAUGUUGCCAGACGAAGGGACUUCUGCCGGCCCUCCCAAAAAGCGGAGACAAGUUAAGAAUGCGUGCACGAAGUGUCAGAAAGCCAGCAAAGGUUGCGAUGAUUCGCGGCCAUGCAGACGCUGUGUGAGAUAUGGGUUCGGUAUCGAGGAAUGUGUUGAUUCUCCUAGAAAGGAACGUAAGAAGGGUGCCAAACGUGGUCCUUAUAAGAAGCGGAAUGCAAUAGGUUUUGCAGUAAUUCCACUGCCAGGCGUGGCCACAGAAGAAAGUGCGAUCGGUUUCGCCUAUUCAACUUUCUACGCUGGCCCGAAUGACCCAACGCCAACGACUCAAACGAGCCAGGACGCUUGCUAUCCAACAUAUUACCCUCAAUCGAUCAUGGAGCCCUUGCACAACCCUCUAGCUAUUCCACAACCAACGUUUCCCGUCGCUCCUCCGCCAAACAUUCAUGCUUUCAAUCCGUAUGGUCUGCCUUACAUGAAGCCUCCAGCGCCACCUCAGUUGUUGCCCCCGCCUCCCGUCGAUUACACGCUACUCGACAAUGGCGAAUCAGUUCGAGAUGGUCAAAUCCACUAG